Heterostelium album PN500 is the source of this 456-nucleotide messenger RNA. RefSeq names its product tetratricopeptide repeat protein. Bases 1 to 456 code for a protein of 151 amino acids. The transcript has 2 exons. Lineage: Eukaryota; Evosea; Eumycetozoa; Acytosteliales; Acytosteliaceae. The record is from RefSeq and is a predicted model, not a curated record.
AUGAAAAGAAAACAUCAGAAUAAUAACAGUUCAAAUGAGAAUGAAAGUGAACUCCUGCUGUUUGCAAUUACACUUGAGCAUGAUUAUAAUAAUGCUCAACAAACAAUUGAACUCCCUUCGGGUGAAUCAAUUACGAAAGAACAGCUUCUAUUGAAAGCAUUAGAGUAUGAUUCAACCAAUUCCAAUUCAUAUAAUAACCUUGCAGGAAAUCUUUCAAGUGGUGAAUCAACCAUACUGCCAGAUGGUCAAUCAAUGACACAACAACAACUAUAUAUGAAAGCAAUAGAAAGUGAUCCGACCAGUUCACUAAUCUUGCAACAACACUUUCAUAGUGAAUCAAUCACACUUCACAAUGGUCAGUCAAUGACAGUACGACAAUUAUACUUGAAAACAAUAGAAAUUGAUCCGACCGAUUCAUAUUCAUAUAACCUUGCAAAUAUCCUAUCUACGACAUGA